AAUGCAAUUUCCAUUUGGAAAAUUAAUAAACGCUAAAAAAUACAAGACCUAAGAUUUACCAAUCACGAAAAUAAGAAAAAAAAAGUAUUUUAACAUAACAUAUUUUACUCAUUAUGACAGCCGUUUGGCAGGUUAUAUAUGUCACCAGACGUUUCGCAGUUUUGCAGAAAGGAGGAGAUUGGCGCUGUUGCUAACCACCUGAAAUACAUAAUCUACCAAAGGGCUGUCACAAUCAGUAAAGCAGUAUCAAUAUGUUAAAUAUUUAAUAAAAUAUUUUUUUCUUAUUUUCGUGAUUGGUAAAUCUUAGGUCGUGUAUUUUUUAGCGUUUAUUAAUUUUCCAAAUGGAAAUUGCAUUUUUGAUUGUAAUUUCUGAGAAAGUACUGUUACAGUUUUUGUGAAAAAAGUGCUCAUAUUUAAUUUAUUGAUAUGAAAUUUUUUUUAUUAUUUCAACUCAAAAAAAGUUUUAGCUGGUGUAUAUCUUGCCAAUAAUCAAUUAUCCAUAAAGGAAAAAGCAUUUUACCUUCUUGUUUUCAAGAAGAGGCUGUUGAAAAUUUUCCAAAAUUUUAGUUUCAAUGUAGAUGGCGCUGCCUCACUUGGACCUGGCCUUAAUUAAAAUUGUUGCGUACGAUUUUGUGAAUUUUCGUUUAAAUUUCGAAAGUCGUGGGAUGCGCAAUUAUUACAUCAGUUGGAUUCCAAAUAAUAAAGUUGAAGAUAGCUUUUUUAAAUAAUACUUUAUUAUUAAAAACUAGAUUCCCGGAAUACAAUUUACUUCGGUUGUAUUCUCUUGUUCUGAAUACUACAUGCUGUUUCUAAGUUUAUAUAGUCUUUUUGAUAAGGUAUAACAAUAUAAUUCCUUGAUUUAAAAGUAUUUUAAUCAUAUAUAGAAAUUACACAAUGAGUGUAAUGAAGAUCUAGAUUAAGUACAUAGUAUGUAUCAAAAGAUCGAAAGAAUUGAAAUACGUAAUUGAUUAAAUAAACCUUAUUUGGUAAUUUAGAGAACAUAUGUGAUUUGACAUAGUUUUAAUCGGUUUUAAUAAAUCGUAGAAAAGAUGGAAACAUAACAUUCGUUAUAUGUAAAAAAUGUCUUCUCUUUAAUCCAUUCUACACCUGGUAUAUUUUGAUCCCUAUUUUUAAUUUCCCUAUAAAUUUUCAUUAUUUCAAUGCAUUUAUCCUUUGCGAGAAGUACCAUAUUGUCAGGAUUUUUUAUACUAAGCACUGCUUGUUAAAAUUUUAUUUUUAAUAUGUCUCAACAAUUUUCUUUUAUUAUUGAUAAUAACUAUAUGGAGCAGGGGUGACUUUCUUCUUUCUAAAAAAACAUUUCUUGCAUACGAUUGCAAAGUUGUUCCAAAGGUUUAUUACCUGUACGCAAAGUUCUUUUCAUUUUACCUAUAACAAAUUAUAAAAAGGCAUAACUAUUAAUUAAACUUAAAUGACAAUUCAUGUUUCAUACAUCAUCUGCAAUGUGAAGAAGUUUAUGCAAAUUAAUUGAACUAGAAGAUUUUCCAUAAAAUUUUAUCAUAAGUAAAACAAAUCUAUUUAAAUCAUAUCUUAGCUUUGUCAUUAUAUUUUACAGCCAAUUUUAUAGAACACAAAAUUCUCCAACUGGUAAAAAGUAACAAAAAAUGAUUGUAAAAUUGAGUCAACAUUUUUUUAAUACUACAAUACCGGUUCAUUUUCGUGACAUUAGCAUUCCUGGUGUUAUUGAUCAGCUUCAUUUCAGCAAUAUUUUCCAAGUUGAAGUUUUUUUCAUUGAACAUUUGUGUGUAAUUGAAAUUCAAACACCUCAUAAUACCUCAUAAUACUUGAAUUGUUAAAUUUCUUGUCCAAAGGUCGUUUUCUUCUGAGUUUUUCUACGGCUUAAUAUCUUGGUUGACAAGCCUUAUGUAAUUUUACAAAGGUAUCCGUAGAGAACCUUUGGAGUAAAUUCUCCUUUUUUUUAUUGACAAAAUAUAUAAAUAUAUAUUUUUUAUACCAAAUGGUCCGCAAUCAGUAAUAGCACAAAUUGACAAUAUUAAUUAGUUGUCGUUUGUUGCUGUCCUGUCAGGAUCGCCAAAAUUUUUAUGUCACGGAUAAAAUGAAGAAUAAAUAAUAAGUUACAAAUUUAAGUAUACUUUUAUUUGACUUUAAACUUCAUAAUUUUUAGUAUAAUUGUUCUUAAUUCUGAGGUCGGAGAAUAUCUGAAUCUUUGAUGAUAAAGGGCACAUUAUAUAAGGUUAAGGUUUCAACAUACAAGCAGAUAUGUUACAAUUGUCAAUUUCAUUUUCGCUGAUUGGAACAUAAAAUAUGUUUUGAUGUUGUUUAUUAAAAUAAACUGUUUUCUAGGUACAGGUAUAAUAAAUUGUUCGCCAUGUUUUUUCGGUAUUGAAAUUAGAUGUUGAAUUCGAUAUUCAUCGUAUUCUAAUAAUGGGAUUUUAAUUGAGUAAAUUAAAUUUUGGCUAUCAAUAACAAUAAUUAUUUCGGAUAUAUCGAUGAUAUGUUGGAACAUAUGUUUAUUUAAAGGAAUGCCAAAUUUUGUGUUAUAUUUAUUUUCAAAAUCUGUAUCUAUUAAUAAGAAUGGUGUUAAUAUUUGAGGGUGUACUAUACCAUGCUUUCCAUCAUUAAUUGAAUCUAUUAACAAACUUACGUUUUGACUUAAUUCGUCUACAAUCAUUGCAAUGAUAGAAAUUUGAUUGGAUAUAAGAUUAUAUUUUUGGUUUUAUCAUUUACUCCUAUUGUUAGACGGUUAAAUUUCUCUAUGUUUUCGUUACUUUGCUUUAAUAAUAAUUCAGGACUAUAUGAUGAGUCUAAAAUGCUUUUCAUUACUUUUGUUUGAUUUUUUAUAGAGCUUGCAAGAAUUGCGUUAUUUUCGUACAAUUUGUCAAGUUCUGAAUUUACAUAACUUAAAUCGCUUUCUUUUAAUGUUCAACGAAUCGAAAAAAGACUGACAGUUAUGAAUAAUUUACAAAUUUAUCUAAUUUUGAAUAUUAUUUUAUUUAUUUUCUUACUUUUAUUGCCUUCGGUUGAGGGAUUUGUGAAGAGUGGCCGUAGACACUGUUGCUUGACACCUCGAUGAAGUAGCUGACGUAUUUGCUGCUUUUUUUUGCUUUAUUUCUUGUCCAAAGGUCGUUUUCUUCUGAGUUUUUCUAAGGCUUAAUAUCUUGGUUGACAAGCCUUAUGUAAUUUUACAAAGGUAUCCGUAGAGAACCUUUGGAGUAAAUUCUCCUUUUUUUUAUUGACAAAAUAUAUAAAUAUAUAUUUUUUAUACCAAAUGGUCCGCAAUCAGUGAUAUCACAGUUUGACAAUAUUAAUUAGUUGUCGUUUGUUGCUAUUCUGUCAGGAUCGCCAAAAUUUUUAUGUCACGGAUAAAAUGAAGAAUAAAUAAUAAGUUAAAAAUUUAAGUAUACUUUUAUUUGACUUAAAACUUCACAAUUUUUAGUAUGUUCUUAGUUCUGAGGUCGGAGAAUAUCUGAAUCUUUGAUGAUAAAGGGCACAUUAUAUAUGGUUAAGGUUUCAACAUUAUUAUCAUAUCAAUAUGGGUUAGAUUGAUAGGUUCACAUUAUUUAGACAAUACAUUGCACCUGUGGCUUAUGAAAUUACAUGUUUUUCAUAGAAAUAUAAUAGAGAAAAAAUUUAAAUAAAAAGAAAAGAAAAAGUAACAUCAAAUACUAGAAUAUUACAAAACGUAUGUAUGUUCAAAGAUAAGCUGUGUUUCGUAUUUUCUAUGUCUUAUGCAUAUGGUUGGGAAAGUGUCAGGUGUAUAAACAAUAUUUUCAGAAAAUUGUGUGUUUCCUUGAUUCUAACAUAUAAUUUAUUUAAAUUUCACUGAGUUAAGAACCUGCGUAGAAUGUACAUUCAGUAAAUAUCAAUAAUUGAAUAUCUAUUCCUGACUUCUGCUUUUCUUGCAAUAUACACACACUUCAUUUCAUCAUGGACAUUCUACCUCAAAAUUUUAGAAUCUUAUGGUUUUGUGGCCUAUGGAGUGAAAAUGAUAAAUUUUCUCCAAUUUUUUUCAUUCAUAAACUAUUUGUUUUAUUUCUAAUUUCACACGUUUCACUGGGUCAAGUUUUAUAUGUUUUAAUAACAAGUAAAAAUAUUAAAGAAUUAACAAAUGGUUUAGUAUUUACUGUCACAUUUGUCACACUUUGUAUAAAAUUAAUAAAUUUUUUGUGCAAUGCAAAAAAUAUGAAACAACUUUUAAAUAUUUUUCGUGAUAAUAUUUGUCAGCCAAUAUUUUGGGAGGAGGAAAAAAUUUUAAAUAAUUAUAGAAUAAAAAAUUUACGAUUAUUUUUUGCAUUAAUGAUUAUAUCACAAAGUGUAAGUUUAACAUACAUAAGUCAACCAAUUUUUAAAUCAAGAGAAAUAAUACAACUACCACUUCAAAUUUAUGAUCCUUUUCAUACUACUGAUGUUAUGAUAUUAAAAUUUUUUUAUGCAAUGCAAAUUUUUGAAUGUACAUAUUCAGUUUGUUUACAUAUGUGUUUUGAUACAAUGUUAUUUGGUUUUGUAAAUUUAAUAUGUGCUUUGUUCGAUAUACUUUGUUUUCGACUAGAGAUGAUGAGUAGAAAAGAAAAUUUGUCUGAAUUGUCAUUUAAGCAUUGCUUUAAAUUGCAUAUUGUUAUAUUAAAAAUUUUAAAAUAUAUGAAUUCUGUCUUUAUGGGAGCAAUUUCAAUUAUGUUUGUUCUUAUUCUUUUUGUCAUCUGUAGUGGUAUUUUUCAAAUUACUGAGAAAUCCUCAAAAUUUAAUGCAGAUAAAAUAAUAUUAUUAUAUUUUAUCUCAUAUAUUAUUGGACAAGCAUAUGUUUACUGUUGGUAUGGAACAGAACUUGAAGAGAAGGCAAUACAUCUUUUCUUUUUAAAUAAAUAAUAAUAAAUAAAUUUAAAUAAAUUCUACAUAUCUUUUCAAAUUUAAUAGGUUAAAAAAUUGGCUUUAACUGCUUAUGAAGUUGAUUGGUCCUGUGCAUCUGCUACAGAUAUUAAAAAUUUGUCAUUUAUGAUUUUAAUUGCUCAAAAAGGAUCAACUAUUUCCUAUAAAGGAAUCUGUACAUUAAGUCAUGAAACCUUUGGCUUGGUUAGCAAGUAUACAUAUAUAUAAAAUAGUUAAAUUUUUUAAAAUAAGAAAAUAAUAUUUCUUUACUUUAUUUCUGUAGAUAAUAAAGUCAUCUUAUGCUGCAUUGAAUGUACUAAAAAGUUAUUCUGAAAUUUAAAAAAUGAAACUUUAUGAAACUAAAAAUUAUUUAAUAUAAUAAUAUUUGAAUUACUUUAAAUCACUUUAAAACCUUGUGACUAAUUGCGCCGUUCGAAACUUGAUUCGACCAACCGAAAAAAAUUAAAAAAAAGAUUAUUAUAUAUUGCACUGUGAAAAAUUAUUUUAAAAUCGAAAAUUCAUAUAAAAUAAUAAUAAAUACUAAUAAUUUAAAUAUAAUAUAUAAAAUGGGCACCGUGUAUAACUUACCCUUAAUUUUCAUUUUGCCAUAAAAUUGACAACGUCGCAUUUUCCAUUUCAUGGUUUUUAACAAAGUAGAAAACAUAUGGAAUCAUGAAACCCUUAUGAAAAACGUAAGAUUUUGUAUUUAUAUAAAUUUAUUUAAACUUCUAAUAUUUCUAUAUUCAAUCAUCCAUUUCUUUAUCAACUACGUGGAUUGUCAAAAAAAAAAAAUUCAAAAAAUGUUUCAAAUCGAUUCUUUGAAAUUGAAUGAAACUAAAACAAAUCUUCUACAGCUCCAUCAUUAUGAGGAGGUAAGAAAAUUACAAUCUGAUGUACAUGAGUGGUUUCUUCACUAAAUCGAUUUUGAAAGUAUAGCUCAAACAUUGUCCAAGCGAAUUCAAUCUAAAAUUAUAUAUCUUUUGUAUUAUCAAUCGAUUUAUAUAGAAAACUUUCAAGUAAACAAUAUAUUAAAAAAAUAUAAUCAAUUCUUAAAUACUUGAAAAGAUUAAACAUUCCUAAAUUUUACUACUUUUUUAUUUUUUUAUCAUGGUACAAAAAUUUUUUAAAAUAUUUUAUGCAAUAGUAUUGUAAGAAAGGGAAACAACAAUAUCUUAAAGACAAUUGACUGUUAUGUAUUUCCUUGAUUCUAACAUGUAAUUGAUUUAAUUUUGUGGUAUAUAUAAACCCCGUCUUCAGAAUGUAACUUCAAUACAUGUAAAUAAUUAAAUAGCUCCUUCCGUUGUGUACAUAUUCC
This is a messenger RNA of Leptopilina boulardi, 6157 nucleotides long. RefSeq lists its product as uncharacterized. NCBI's taxonomy places the organism in Eukaryota, Metazoa, Arthropoda, Insecta, Hymenoptera, Figitidae. The record is from RefSeq and is a predicted model, not a curated record. The transcript has 3 exons. The coding region runs from base 3907 to 4842 and encodes 311 amino acids. Gene Ontology annotation, cellular component: plasma membrane. Gene Ontology annotation, biological process: detection of chemical stimulus involved in sensory perception of smell; sensory perception of smell. Gene Ontology annotation, molecular function: olfactory receptor activity; odorant binding.